GGAAACAUACUGGGGAGCGUCCAUUUCAAUGCCAUUGCUCCAGACGAUUUUCGCGAUUGGAUAACUUGCGACAGCAUGCGCAAACUGUUCACGUCAAUGAAGACAUCCCGAUUGAUUCACUUGCGGCCACGGGCACAAGAUUUCAAAGACAGAUUCGAACCGAUCGAGUACGACAACCUGGGAGGGCUCGGGCUUCAACAGCAGGUAGUAUGGGUACACCAACCCGGGGUCAUGCCAAAUCUCUUUCGACUUCAAGCAUCAGCUCUGUUGGCUCAACCUUUAGCACACGCGAGGACGUACGCCGACGACCACCUCCUCUAGUGAUGGCAGAUCCGAGGUCUCGACUUUCCAUUGAGACCUAUCACCCUGGCACCGAAACCGCAUAUUCGUACCGGCCACCAUCCCCAAGCGAUUUCAGCACGCCUACCUCAGCAACUUUCUCGACUGGACAAAAUAGCCCACGAUGGGGACCUGUCAUGGCGUCCCCAGGCGCGUCUCAUCCAAGGUCUCAACCUAUGUACUCCGGCCAUAGAACACCAGGCCGCCGGCUCAGCGUACCAUCGGGUGGUAUACCAUUCCAAUCUCCCCACGGUACAAGCCUCGGCCGCCCCCUGUUUGGCCCAGUUCCUCCAAACGCUUCCAGCCAUCCUCCAUUUUCACCAAGUAGCAGUAUUAUAGGAUCACCGACAUCUUCAGUAUUCUCUUCUAGACGCGAGUCAACCUCGCAAACAGAAGACUGGCGCCGCCGUACUUGGCAUCCCGACUCGACUAAUUUCAACGCUGUCAACCCCAGCAGUCGUUUGAGUAAUGUCGUUACGCCAUCACAAUUCGACAGCCCUGUCGCAGCGCCGCUACCUUUAGCUGUUCCACAGCAACAGAGCACAACACUUCGGUUGCCUGGAAUAGAGUCGUUUGGACCUAUUCCACAUCGUCCGGCAACGCCCCCUAGACGAAACCCUUCCCCCAUGAUGGUGGACUCUGAGGUUUCCCACCCACCGGCAAUGCUGCCUUCCACCCAUUCUGGCGACUCGGACGACAGGCGCGGUACAGCUAACUGGGACAUGGGCUUACAUCGCGGUUUGACUAGACUGGAAAUUGCGUCGAAUAAUCCACCACCUACAGAUACUGCCAGUAAUUGGGCCCGUGAGGCACAUCAAGCCGUCGAAGCAGAGGCGGAUCGAAUUAGAUUAAAUCCUCCGACUGUACGAUUUCACGAGCCGGUAAUUGUUGAUCGUCGACCACCUGGCCCCGCAGGUCUACCGAGGACAUUUCACCAACACACGAUGUCGGCGCCAUCAAUUGCCAGUUCAAGGGAAUCUAAGCGACGAGGGUGGUACAAUGGGCCUGUAACGGUGCACGCGGACGCACCGCCGGAGAAAAUCGCACGAGUCGAUCGCAUGGUUCACCCAAAUAUCCGCGAAUUUCCUGGAUUUCCAGCUCGCGAGAAUGCACCUAAUCCUUCGCCCAGAGACGAUAACUCUGGAGAACGAGAUAACAUGCUUCGUCUGCAGGCUCUAGUAGCCGUUGCGACAAGUGAGGGGAGUGCAACCACGGCAUACUGAAGAUUGUAGAAAUCUAUACCGCAGAACUCUUAUACUUCCUCAUGACAUAUCUUACGACCUAUCAAUACGCCAUAUAUCUGCGAAAUAUACCUACGAAAUAUAAUACACCUUGAACUUUUACGAUGCCCAGUCGCAAUGGAUUGAUGAGGCUCACGAUUUCUCUUUUAGUUGUUCUUCCAUCAAGCAUCUGCAUGAUAUACGAUCGUUACUCGACUCACGAAAUAUACCAUCUGCUAGUUUUUU
Molecule: messenger RNA, 1805 nt
Organism: Hypoxylon fragiforme
Lineage: Eukaryota; Fungi; Ascomycota; Sordariomycetes; Xylariales; Hypoxylaceae
Exons: 1
Coding region: 210-1562 (450 amino acids)
Source: RefSeq, a predicted model, not a curated record